Gadus morhua (Atlantic cod) is the source of this 2554-nucleotide messenger RNA. Its product is annotated as zinc finger protein RFP. The coding region runs from base 16 to 789 and encodes 257 amino acids. The transcript has a single exon. Lineage: Eukaryota; Metazoa; Chordata; Actinopteri; Gadiformes; Gadidae. Gene Ontology annotation, molecular function: zinc ion binding. The record is from RefSeq and is a predicted model, not a curated record.
CGGCUGGUCGAGCCUAUGGACCGUCUGGAAGACAGGAUGUGUAAGAAACACGAUCGACUUCUGGAGCUCUUCUGCCCGACUGAACAGGUGUGUGUGUGUCUGUUGUGCACAGUGACAGACCACAAGUCCCAUCCUGUUGUACCUCUGAAGGAGGAAUAUGAAGUGAAGACGGCCCAGCUGGGGAAGAUGGAGGCUGAAGUUCCACAGAUGAUCCAGGAGAGGAAACAAAAGAUUAAGGAGGUCAAAGACAGAGUAGAACUGAGCAACAAAGAUGCAGACAGAGAGAUAGCUGAUGGUGGGCAGGUCUUCACUGCUCUGAUAGUCUGUGUUGAAAAGUGCCGGGAUGAAUUCAACCAAACGGUUCAAGAGAAACUGAAAUCCACAGAGAAACAAGCUGAAGACCUCAUCAAAGAGCUGGAGCAGGAAAUAGAAGAUCUGACCAAUAGAUGCUCAGAGGUGAAGCAGCUCUCACACACUGAAGACCACCUCCACUUCCUCCAGACCUUCAGAUCCCUGAAGGAUCCUCCACCCACCAGGGACUGGACCACGGUGGAGGUCCGUCCUCCGUCAUACGUAGGGACCUUGAGGAGAUCCCUGGAUCAGCUGGAGGAGACACUGAACAUGGAGAUGAAGAAGCUGCCUGAUGAUGCUGAACUGAAGAGGAUCCAGAAGUAUGAAGUAGAUGUGACUCUGGAUCCUGAUACAGCUCAUCCCCAUCUCAUCCUGUCUGAGAAUGGGAAACAAGUUAAUGAUGGAGAUGUGAGGAAGGUACUCCCAGACAACCCUUAGAGAUUUAGAAAUUAUAUAUAUGUUCUCACGAGGCAGAGCUUCUCCUCAAGGAGAUUUUACUUUGAGGUCCAGGUUAAAGACAAGACUUAUUGGCGGUUAGGAGUGGUCAGAGAGUCCAUCAACAGAAAAGGUGGGACCACGUUGACCCCUGAGACGGGUUACUGGACUCUUCACUACAACAAGGCUGGGUUUGUAUUUAAUGAUAACCCUGUUGUCCGUCUCCCUCUGAGAGCUGGGCUCCAGAAGGUGGGGGUGUUUGUUGAUUAUGAUGAGGGUGUGGUCUCCUUCUAUGAUGUGGAAGCCAGGGUUCAUAUCUACUCUGCUACUGGCUGCACCUUCAGUGAGCCUCUCUAUCCACUCCUCUGCCCAGGUCCCCGUGAUUAUGAAGGAAGCAACUCUGCCCCCCUGAUCAUCUCACCUGUCAAUCAAACAGAGUAGGUCCUUUGUUUGAUAAUAAAACAAAGAAACAACCAAAACAACUAAUGUUGUUUACUGAAUUAGAAUCUCUACUAUGUGAGAUCUGAGAGAUCUGCUUUAAUGUCGUACUGCUGACAUUUAACGAGGAGAUGUUCUUUAAGAACAUAAUCACAGUUGUUGAAUUCAACACCGUAUAAAUAAAUAUAUAUUUUCUGUUUUCUCCGAUUAUUUUUACACAUUUAAAGCUAUAGAAUUGUUAAAAGGUGCAGUUAUAUAGAACAUAUGAGGACUAAUAAUUGUACUUUUUUUUAACAUUGCUAUCUGUUUUAACUUCUGAAUAGUGAAUGACAAAAAAAACAUGUCCUUACACGUUCGUUGAUUUUUUUUAAUUUGUAUGCCUAUCUGUUAUCAUUAUAAAAGAUCAUUCAAAAAAGUUACAAAAUAGUGAUCAGUAGAAUCACUGUCUCAGUGUAAUACAAAGAAUAAAUGUGUUUUUUGCCUAGGACCCUUACUUUGAUAAUUUCGAGUUCGAUGGAACGUUUUAUGUCAGUAAAGAAUUGUAAACGUUGGUAGUUGAUGAACCAGUAAAACGUAAUCUCCACAACCCUUCAUGUAUUACACACUUAAACAAAGGUGAAUAAAUGUAAAGAUUCUCCCGUGAGUGUGAGUACUGUGACUUUGUCUUGUCUGCUCUCCUCUCUUAUCUUCUCUUCUCUUCUCUUCUCUUCUCUUCUCUUCUGCCUCCUCUCCUCUCUUCCUCCUCUUCCUUCUCCUCCUCCUCUCUUACCUCUGCUCUCCUCUCUAGCUCAUCUAGGAUUGUGUUCAUUAUUGUCUUUCAUUACGCAUUAAGUGUGUUCACAUGUCAAAAGUCACCCCAUUUAGAUGAAUCUAAAAUAGAUGUUGUACAACUGAACUCCCACUGGGUGAGUUCGGCUGUAGUGAAUCACUAUGGUGACGGUGACGGUCCCGCUCGUGCGGAGUCCUCCUCCCAUAACCACGCCCACUGACUGCCUGGACGACGCGAGGAGAGGGAGAGAGACCCCGAAGCUGUUGGCACGAGAGCCGUGGACCUCGAUACCUAUGAGCGGCCAGCCGCGUGGGAAUGAACAACCCCAGCCAUCACACGUUUGAUUAUGUGUGUCAACUUCUCCCUGAUGGUCUGAAUAAGUCUCAAAGUGUGUCGUUAGUCGCCUUUUAAAUAAAGUCGCAAAGAGAGUCAAUGAUACGUGCACAACUGUUAAUGAUCUGUAAUGUUUGAUACUAUUAUUUUAGUCAUUCUGUUUAUUGUGUACUUGUACUUUUAUUCGUUGUUAAAGCAUAAUGGUGAUAAACAACUCAGUCAAACCAA